Chaetomium globosum CBS 148.51 is the source of this 207-nucleotide messenger RNA. RefSeq lists its product as uncharacterized. The record is from RefSeq and is a predicted model, not a curated record. The coding region runs from base 1 to 207 and encodes 68 amino acids. The transcript has 3 exons. Lineage: Eukaryota; Fungi; Ascomycota; Sordariomycetes; Sordariales; Chaetomiaceae.
AUGGAUAGACGCCAAGGCCGUCCCCCACCGGCUUACCUUAUCGCAACCGCUUAUAGCAAGAGCGGCUCACGACUCAAACCGAUCACUGUCGGCUCAGAGCUCGGAGCCGCUCAUGGAGACAAGCGGCUCAUGGAACUAAACGGCUCAUGGCUCAUAAGUCGCUUGAUACCAAUGAGCUGGACAUUGAUGAAACGUUUGCAACUAUAA